Molecule: messenger RNA, 2011 nt
Organism: Drosophila guanche
Lineage: Eukaryota; Metazoa; Arthropoda; Insecta; Diptera; Drosophilidae
Product: zinc finger BED domain-containing protein 4
Exons: 2
Coding region: 21-1985 (654 amino acids)
Molecular function (GO): DNA binding
Source: RefSeq, a predicted model, not a curated record
GACUGGUGGGGUCCACGGCCAUGGCCCGCAGCAAAGUUUGGAAAUAUUACGAUAAAAUAGACAACAGCACGGCGCAAUGUCAGCUCUGCGAAAGGAUUAUCAAAACUUCCGGCAACACGUCCAACUUGAUGAAGCACAUGAAGACCCACAAGCAAAUAGAUCUCGACAAUAAUGAAGCUGUGGUGAUGCGUGGCAUCUUCAAGCCGCGUGUGUUGAAAAGGAAAAUCAAAAAGUCUCCAACCUACGAGGGCCUCCCGUUCUUGUUCGAGGGGCAAUAUAACAGCAGCACCGAGCUGGCAAUGAAAACCAAAGCGGAGACAGAGCAUUUCAGAGAGCUGGAUGAUGAUGUCUCUUGUCAGGCAGUUGAACAGGCUGCCAUCUGGACGACUGGUGUUACGGAGUCAACGGCAGACACAGUCACUGCCGAGGACAUUAUAGAAUUUGAGCCCAAGGAGGCGAACGAUGUAGAGGAAGGUAUUUGCAGCAACUUCCUCAGCAAUCUGGAAGCUAGAAUACCUGUCCACCGUUCGUUUCUUCAGGACAUGGCCUUUUUUGUCUGCCGGGACAGGCAUCCACUGCAGACAAUUCAAGGCGAGGGAUUCAAGCACUUGGUGAGUGCGUUGUGCCCAGGCUCCAAGCCACCCAGCGUGGAUGAGCUGGAAACGUACAUUUGCAACCAGCGACAACUGCAAGCAACGAAGCUGCGCCAACAAUUAGCAAGUCUUUCCACACUCUCCCUAAGUGUUGCCCUUCACAAUAGGCCAGAGAAGCGAAGUUACCUGGUACUGGCGGUACACUUCUACGAGGGACUGGAAAAGAUAUCCAGAACGUUGUCGGUACAAGGCUUGCCCGAGCAUUACACUGACAGCCAGAUUGUGGAGCGUAUGGAGCGGGUAUGUCGACGCUUCGGCAUAAACAAGGCAAAGAUCACCUGCGUGGUGACAGGUGGCUGUCGUCUGCUCGAGGAUGCUGUCACGUCCCUGCUGGGGGAUCAUAGACAUAUACCCUGUUUUGGCUAUCUGCUGAAUACCAUACUAGAGGCCACAAUGCUCCGCAAGGAGGUUCUUCACUACAGCGAGAAGGUUCGCCCCUACGUUGCCUGCUACUUCGACAGUGGGGUCCCCAACUCACAAAGAAAGCUUCACCUGGAUGUGCAUCAACGCCCCCUGAGCACCUUUGAUAUGCUGGAGGGAUACGUCAGGGAAGCCCCGCAGCUGUCCAAAUGCGUGCCACUCGAGAUUAGCCCGCCGCUGUCAGAGGAAGAGCUGGAACAGUGUCGUGAACUGCUUGGUGUCCUGAAGCCGCUGGCCAGCUCAAUGAGGGAGCUCAGUCGAGCAGGAGAGACAUCAUUUCCCGUGGCUAGCAAGGCCUUGCCCAUAGCAUACACCCUCAUCAACGAAUUGAAGAAGAACCGAAGCCCAGAGAUUCAGUUGACCUACGAUCUGCGCAUGUUUCUGGUCGGUCAGCUGGAGGAUUGCUUUUAUAGCAUAGAGAAUAAUGUCCAACUUGCUAUGGCAACCCUGCUGGAUCCCCGCUUUCGCACCAUGCCUUUUUCCAGAGUAUUGGCGUCCCAGUACAAGAAGGAUCUGCAUGAGAUUUUUCAGACACACGUAAAGCCUUGCGAGGCAGCCACUGUUAUAGAGGAUGCUACCGAAAACUAUGACAUUUGGGCAGCGUUCAAGGCUCUGUCGCAUGAGAAGGAGCAGCACAGGCAGAGAACAGAGCCCAAUGACCGGGAGGAUGAGAUCAGCAGCUAUUUUGAUGGAAGAAUUAGUAACCUACAGGAGGAGCCAAUGAAGCUGUGGGAAAAUCUCAUGCAUUUGUAUCCCUUUCUGCAUGGUCUGGCCAAAAAGUAUCUGCACAUUCCGGCCACCGCUGUGCCGCCGGCGAGUCUGUUCACGGACACAGUGGCGGACGCAAAACUGACUGACUCUAGCAUGGAGAGCACGCUCUUUCUGGCAGAUAUCCCAUUGGAUGAGUGGUAAUUAUAGUAACAUUUUUCUAUUAAAGC